Ophidiomyces ophidiicola is the source of this 1185-nucleotide messenger RNA. RefSeq lists its product as uncharacterized. Bases 1 to 1185 code for a protein of 394 amino acids. Gene Ontology annotation, cellular component: cytoplasm. The transcript has 2 exons. The record is from RefSeq and is a predicted model, not a curated record. Gene Ontology annotation, molecular function: ubiquitin protein ligase activity. Gene Ontology annotation, biological process: ubiquitin-dependent protein catabolic process. Lineage: Eukaryota; Fungi; Ascomycota; Eurotiomycetes; Onygenales; Onygenaceae.
AUGCCUGAUCCAAGCCCGGCUUCGGGAAGCAAUAGCCAGCCGUUGUUGUUCUUCGUGGCAUUGGGAUUCGGUGUCGUUUUCACUAAUCUCUGGAUCAUCGUCGGCGUCAAGUACUGCUUUCGCUACAAUCAACGCCAUCGACAACUCCGGAACGAAGAUACAGGCGAGCCAAUCGAUCUCAUGACUGUUCCAAGGACCCGCAGGCGGAGAGAGAAAAAACUCAUGACGAUGGAUGAAGUGAAUAGCCGAUUCCCGCUUGUCAAGUACAAGGCCUGGCGUGCCUCGCGAGCAGACGACGGACUUCCUACCGCUGGAGGAAUUGAACCACCCACAACUGCCAAACCUGCCAGCCUCAAACGGGCAUCCGGAUCCUAUACCGAUAACACCUCCGCUCAGGCCAUUCCAAGCUCUGCCGAGCCUUCCGGCACUAACGAUAGCGAGCAAGCCCCUUUACCCAAAAGUGACCAGGCGGAAAAGGGGGCUGUGCAAGUCACCCCCGAUGCCCAACCAUCAACAGCAAACAGCAAGGAAACUCCUGCACCGCAAAACCCCAAUGCAAGUCGCGUCGCUUCGGACGAUGACGAUGAUCAUGAUGAUCAUGAUGACCCCAUCCAUGCUGCAGUGCCAACCGAUUUACUGGCGAAUCCAGGAGACUCCUGCGCCAUCUGCCUAGAUACCAUCGAGGACGAUGAUGAUGUCCGCGGGUUGACUUGCGGCCAUGCUUUCCAUGCUUCCUGCCUCGACCCUUGGUUGACUAGCCGCCGGGCAUGUUGUCCCCUCUGUAAAGCGGACUACUAUGUUCCGAAACCCCGCCCCGAUGGCGCCGACAACAGCAAUGAACCGGAACGUGGCCGACGAAAUCCAGACCAGCACCCAGCGCCUCCCGAACCUGCAGCGUUCGUUAGCCGCCUGCACCCCUUCACCUCCAGAAUAGGCAUUCCAGGCCGCUUUUUAUCAUCUUCAUCGGCCACUCGACAAACGUCCGGCCAAAGUGGCGAACCUCAACGCCCAUCAAAUAAUGCCGCGGAUCCUCCCGCAAACAACGGCACUGGGAAUGUAUGGAGACCGAGACUUCCACCACUUGCCGGUCAUCGCAUCUUCCUUCCAUCAUUCGACAGAUCGGAGCGCUCCCAAGAAAGGAACACUCCGCCUACUCCCCGCCAACUCGAGUCGGGCGCGAGGUAA